Molecule: messenger RNA, 3405 nt
Organism: Seminavis robusta
Lineage: Eukaryota; Bacillariophyta; Bacillariophyceae; Naviculales; Naviculaceae
Source: the annotation of a GenBank genome assembly
AUGACCUCUGAGAUCAAGACUGAUUUGCCAAUGGAGGGUACCACGCAGCCUUCGUCGAACUGGAUCGACGCGUACAAGUCGGAGGAGAUUGCGAACGAGCUCGAGUCUGAGUUUGCGGACGAAGACGAUCAGACUCGUUCCAACUCCAACUCGAGCAGCGACGAGAUACACCAGCACUUUCUGAACGUCGAGAAGACUACGAGGCGCACUCGGCUUGCCGCCAAUAUGGUAGUGUUGAUGGGUGCCGUCGCUGCAUUCAGUUUCCUCUACAUGGGAAUCAGCUCGGCCAAGAGUGACACGAAAGACUUGUUCGAGAGGCGCGCCGGCGAUUUUGCCAAGGAAGUUGAUUCUGCCUGGCACGACUACGAGUCGGCUGCCAGCUGGGUUCACUCGGCUUGCCGCAACUGGAGGCAUGACAACUUCACCCAUGAAGACUUUGAAGCCGUUUACCUUUACCUCAUCGCGGCCGGCCUCGAUUUUUACGCUGUCGACUGGUUGCCAAACAUUACACAUGAUGAACGAGCCGAGAUUGAAGAAACGGAAGGAGCCUUUUGGAAGACCAUCGAGGGCGCCGAAGGGUACAGCGGUUUCAUGGGCCAAGAACCUGACCCAGAGAAUGCUGGUCAAUUAGUCUAUACCAAUCGCUCCGUUCAAGACUUCUACUAUCCUAUCUAUUUUGUCGAGCCAAAGGACACCACUGCAGGAAUCAUUCACUACGACCUCUACUCUGCCCCAUGGGAACGUCCGGCCAUGACGAAAGCAAUCGAAACGUACCAGCCUGCUCUCACGGGCAGAUUUGUUCUGGCCCAGCAUAGCGAAGACGAGGGGUACAGUGUCAUUCUGUAUCAUCCUGGCGUUCCGCUUCCUCCCGAAAAGUUCGACACGGAACGUCGGGAUUUCGCUUGCAUUAUCAUGAACAUCAACCUGUUUCUGCAACGUGCGGCUCGGUAUCAAAGUGAGCCGAUGUCGGUCUACCUUUACGACACGACCUUGACAGCUCUCGACGGGGCCGCUCCAGAGUUCCUGGGUGGGGUUACGGUCGAUUACAAGGACGGAGACCGAAACCAAAAGGAAGUCAUCCUCUUGAAGGAAACAGAGCACGCAUCUCUGCAAAAUGCGCGGCUCUACUUUGAGCGUGACGUCAACGUGGGCGCAAGGACUUGGACCACCGUCGUGGUCCCCGUGGAUGGGUCAUACGAAGAAGAGUUGCCAUUUGUGUAUGUUACUGGCAUAAUCAUCUUCUUGGCGUCCAUUCUGUUGGCAAUCUGGAUGAUUCACAACAUGCAAAGGUCGAUUCAGCUACAUAAAGUGAUAUCCAAAGCCUCCGCAGAAGCCUCGAUUGUCUCCAACCUCUUCCCGGCCAAUAUCAGGGAAAGGAUGAUCCAAGACGCCGAGGCCAGAAACAACGCGAGAGCAUCAAUGACCAAGGAUGUGUUUCGCAACGAUCGAAAGGGAGGCGAACACAGACUAUCAGAGAACAGAUUGCAUAGGCUGAUGACGAGUGAAGGUGUAUUUGGCACCAAGCCCAUCGCUGAGCUCCACCCCUAUACAACGUGCAUGAUUGCUGAUCUCUGUAACUUUACUGCUUGGGCGAGUGUUCGAGAGCCCUGUCAGGUGUUUACUCUCCUUGAGUUGAUCUAUCAUGCUUGGGACAGCAUUGGGCAGCGCCGAAGGAUCUACAAGGUCGAAACUGUUGGUGAUUCAUACGUUGCAAUCGCCGGGUGCCCAGAGCCCAGGAAAGAUCAUGCGGUUGCGAUGGCAAGGUUUUCAACGGAUUGUAUGCACAGAUUGCGGACAUUGGUGAAGGCACUCGAGAAGACUCUGGGACCUGACACAGGAGACUUGGGUGCCAGAUUUGGUCUACACAGUGGCCAAUGUGUGGCUGGGGUGCUCCGAGGGGACAAAGGGAGGUUCCAGUUGUUUGGAGAUACAGUGAACAUGGCAGCUAGGAUGGAGAGCACCGGGGUUUGUAACAAGAUCCAGUGCUCCCAGGAAACUGCUGACUUACUGGCGGAGGCUGGACGCAGCAGAUGGCUGAUUGCAAGGGAGGAACCUGUCAACGUGAAGGGCAAGGGCCUCCUCAAAACAUUCUUUCUCAAUGUCACGUGUGGUUCAAAAACAUCGUCUUCUCCUUCCACUGACGACAGCCUUGAUGACCUCGCUGCAGAUGGUAGCAGGAAAAUUGGCCGCCUGAUUGAGUGGAAUGUUGAGGUUCUGAGUGGUUUAUUGAGGAGCAUUGUGGCAAGGAGGUCAUCCAUGGGAAAGAAACAGGGGAAAGUGCUUGCAUCCACUGUCGCUGGCAGUAUGGUUUUGGACGAAGUUGUGGAGAUAAUCACUCUUCCAGAAUACAAUGCCAGCGAUGUCAAGAAACAGAUUGAUCCAGAAACCAUUUCACUGGAUCCUGAGGUUGUUGGACAGCUAACAAGCCUAGUUCAAAGGAUUGCUUCAUCCUAUAGGGCAAAUCCAUUUCAUUCCUUUGAACAUGCCAGCCAUGUCGUCAUGAGUGUUCUGAAGAUGAUGGGCCGUAUCGUGGCACCAAAGGAAUUAGCUUCCAAGAGACAAAAGGGCAGCAUUGACCAAACCACAUUUGAAGCAGAGCUCAACGAUCACACUUUUGGCAUCAGUGCUGAUCCUCUGACAAGCUUUGCUUGCGCUUUCUCAGCCUUGAUCCAUGACGUGGACCACCAGGGCAUACCAAACACGGUGCUUGUCAAGGAAGAAUCUCCACUUGCUGCGAAGUACAGCAAUAAGAGUGUUGCUGAACAGAACUCUGUAGAUCUAGCCUGGGCUUUCCUGAUGGACCCUGAGUAUGACCAACUCCGAGCUUGCAUCUGCUGUGAUGAUGAAGAGUUUGCACGGUUUCGAUCUCUGGUGGUCAAUUCGGUAAUGGCCACAGACAUCAUGGACAAGGAGCUUGGUGCUGCAAGAAAGGCUCGUUGGAGUCGGGCCUUCAAGGCAGAGAGUGAUGAUCUUGGGCAAAGCCUGCUGCCAGAAGAUGCGCAGGCGAAGAUCAAUAGAAAAGCCACAAUUGUUAUUGAGCAUUUGAUUCAAGCUUCCGAUGUGUCACACACGAUGCAGCAUUGGCAUGUUUAUGCAAAGUGGAACCAGCGCCUCUUCACUGAAAUGUACAAAGCAUACAAAUCCGGAAGACUUGACAAGGACCCAUCCGAGAGCUGGUUUACCGGUGAGAUGGGUUUCUUUGACUUCUACAUCAUCCCAUUGGCAAAGAAGCUCUUCACCUGUGGUGUUUUCGGUGUCUCAAGUGACGAGUUUCUUAACUAUGCAUUGAUUAACCGAAAAGAAUGGGAACAGAAAGGGGAGGGUAUGGUUCAACAGUACCUGGAGGACUACCAAAACCAACUUGGAAGUGAAUUGCCGGAAGAACCUAUGUCCUUGGAAGUGUAA